Planococcus citri (citrus mealybug) is the source of this 907-nucleotide messenger RNA. RefSeq names its product coiled-coil domain-containing protein 25. The transcript has 6 exons. The record is from RefSeq and is a predicted model, not a curated record. Lineage: Eukaryota; Metazoa; Arthropoda; Insecta; Hemiptera; Pseudococcidae. The coding region runs from base 148 to 768 and encodes 206 amino acids.
UCAGCCAUGCUUUUUUACAAUUUCAUCGUAAUUACAGACACAACAUUCCGAUAUCACGUUAUCAUUCAAAUUUGUGAAAUUGUUGCGACGGUUGCUAAAAUUUUCCAUCAAUUUACUGCAUGACACGAAUUCGGCUCUUUUGCAAGGAUGGUUUUCUAUUUCACCAAUAACGCUGUUACCCCGCCGGCCACGUACUUCAUGGGCAAAGAUAAAUACGAAAACGAAGAUUUAAUAAAAUGGGGUUGGCCGGAAGAUGUGUGGUUUCAUGUUGAUAAACUAUCCUCGGCUCACGUUUACCUUAGACUGAAUCCCGGUCAAACUAUAAAAGAUGUGCCACAACAAGUAAUUAACGAUGCUUGUCAACUAGUCAAAGCUAACAGUAUCCAAGGCCAUAAGCUAAGCGAAGUUGACGUUGUUUACACAAUGUGGGCGAAUUUGAAAAAAACACCCGGCAUGGAAGUCGGUCAAGUCUCCUUUUUCAACGAUAACGAGGUUUAUAAAGUAAAAGUAGAGAAACAAAAUCCAGUCGUGAACAGAUUAGAAAAGACGAAAAAAGAAGAACAACCUAAUCUACGCGAACAACGUGAAAGGCGAGACGCCGAAGAACGUGCCGAAAAGAAACAGCAACUAAGAGAGCAAAAAGAACGAGAAAAGGCUGACGAAAGAAAAAAGAAGGAGGAAGCCGAACUCAGGAGUUAUUCUUCGUUGAUGAAAUCCGAAAACAUGAAAGAUAAUCAAAGCGGUUACGAUUCCGAUGAAUUUUGGUGAUAUUACGAAACUAAAUAAUAUAAUACGGGGGAUACCUUUUUUUUUUGAUAUUUUUUUAUCAUUUUUUUCUCUUUUCUACCUAUACAAACUUCCUAUAAUUUAUAAUACCUGUUUUGCAAUAAAUAUAUUUGAAAAUCUG